Otolemur garnettii (small-eared galago) is the source of this 331-nucleotide messenger RNA. RefSeq names its product cytochrome c oxidase subunit 6A2, mitochondrial. Gene Ontology annotation, cellular component: mitochondrial inner membrane. The record is from RefSeq and is a predicted model, not a curated record. Gene Ontology annotation, molecular function: enzyme regulator activity. The coding region runs from base 1 to 294 and encodes 97 amino acids. NCBI's taxonomy places the organism in Eukaryota, Metazoa, Chordata, Mammalia, Primates, Galagidae. The transcript is spliced from 3 exons. Gene Ontology annotation, biological process: mitochondrial electron transport, cytochrome c to oxygen.
AUGGCUCUGCCUCUGAGGUCCUUGAGUCGGGGCUUGGCAAGCGCAGCCAAGGGAGAGCAUGGAGGGACAGGAGCCAGCACCUGGCGCCUCCUGACCUUGGUGCUGGCGCUCCCGAGCGUGGCCCUCUGCACCCUCAACUGCUGGCUCCACUCGGGCCACCACGAGCGCCCCGAGUUCAUCCCCUACCACCACCUCCGGAUCCGCACCAAGCCCUACUGCUGGGGGGACGGCAACCAUACUCUUUUCCACAAUCCCCGCGUCAACCCUCUGCCCACGGGCUACGAACGCCCCUGAGGCCUCGGUGGGCGCCCCAGGGAACAAUAAAGAUGUG